CAUUUUCUUGUUCAGCAAAACCCCUCACUGUCACUCUCCUCGCUCUCGCAAAACCCUAAUUUCAGAGGUCCAAUGGCGCUGCAACAGUUUGGGCGCACUAAGAGCGUGACGAAGCGGUCGACUAAGUAUGUGGAGCAAGCUCUGUACUUGAGGCUGUUCAAGGAUGGUGGCUCCGAGGUGAGCGUUCGUCAGCAGCUCAACGAAGUCCUCAAGAGUCGCAAGCGAGUUUACAAAUGGGAGGUCGGCGACACCCUCAAGAAGCUUCGCGAACGCAAGCUCUACUACCCCGCUCUCAAGCUCUCGGAGGCUAUGGAUAGAAGAGGAAUGAACAAGACAGUCAGUGAUCAGGCAAUACAUCUUGAUCUUAUAGCAGAAAAUUAUUUCAUUGAUCUUCCUGAAGCAGCAAAGACCCAUCACUCAUAUGGUGCCCUGCUCAAUUGUUACUGUAAGGAAUUGAUGACCGAAAAAGCUGAAGCACUCAUGGAAAAGAUGAAGGCACUUAACCUUUCUUUAACCUCCAUGCCUUAUAACAGCCUUAUGACCCUUUACUCAAAAACUGGGCAUCCAGAAAAGAUCCCAGCCAUCAUUCAAGAAAUGAAGGCUGGCGGUGUCAUGCUCGAUUCCUGUUCUUACAAUGUCUGGAUGCGUGCUCUUGCUGCUGUCAAUGAUAUUUCUGGGGUUGAAAGGGUUAUUGAUGAGAUGAAGAGGGAUGGUCGAGUUUCCAGUGAUUGGACCACGUAUAGCAACUUAGCUUCGAUUUAUGUUGAGGCUGGCAUGUUUGAGAAGGCAGAAAAGACACUUAAUGAAUUGGAGAAAAAAAAUGCACGCCGAGAUCUUUUGGCUUACCAAUUCCUUAUUACAUUGUACGGUAAAACGGGGAAUCUGCGUGAAGUUUAUCGGGUAUGGCGUUCCUUGAGGCUGGCUUUCCCUAAAACUGCAAAUAUAAGUUAUCUGAAUAUGAUCCAGGUUUUGGUUAACUUGAAUGAUCUACCAGGUGCAGAGAAAUGUUUCAGGGAAUGGGAAUCGCGGUGCUCAACCUAUGAUAUUCGAGUAGCAAAUGUUUUGAUUGGAGCUUAUGCUAAAGAGGGUAUGCUAGAGAAGGCUAAGGAGCUCAAGGAGCAGGCCCGUAGGAGAGGAGCCAAGCCUAAUGCAAAAACUUGGGAGAUCUUUCUGGAUUAUUAUUUGGAGACUGGAGAAUAUCAGUUGGCUGUUGAUUGUGUUGCCAAUGCGACAUCCAUUGGUAGAGGGGAUGGUGGGAAGUGGAGUCCAUCACGUAAGAUUGUCAAAACCUUGAUGGAGCAUUUUGAGCAAGAGAAGGAUGUUGAUGGGGCAGAAGGUUUCCUGGAGAUUUUGAAGAAGUCUGUAGAUUCCCUAGGGGUUGAGGUGUUUGAGUCAUUGAUUAGAACUUAUGCUGCUGCUGGAAGAACAACACCUUCAAUGCGUGCUCGGUUGAAAAUGGAGAAAUUGGAGGUGGGCGAAGCCAGUAAAAAGUUGCUUGAGGCCGUAUGUGUGGAAUGAGUUUUGUUGGUCUCCCAUAUGCAUUUUUUCAGAAUUUCAAUUUCUAGGAAACGAGUUUGAACGGUCUUGGGGGGGUUUUUGUUCCCGCAAUAAAAUUUUCCUUUCUACACCGUAACAAGUAAUCGAAGGAUUAUUGUUGUAAUUCGAUACUUGGUCAAUUCAUAGUUUAUUAUGUGUUUUACAGUUCCAAAGUGGUCUCUGCGAAUCAAAAUGUUUAGCGGCCCAGGGGCCAAUCAAACUCUACUUUCAUCCUCUGUUUGGACGAAGUAAUUGAAAAUUACAUAGAAUUCUAAAAUGACGGAAGCUAGAUUU
This is a messenger RNA of Prunus mume (Japanese apricot), 1830 nucleotides long. Its product is annotated as Tetratricopeptide repeat (TPR)-like superfamily protein. NCBI's taxonomy places the organism in Eukaryota, Viridiplantae, Streptophyta, Magnoliopsida, Rosales, Rosaceae. The record is from RefSeq and is a predicted model, not a curated record. Gene Ontology annotation, molecular function: protein binding. Gene Ontology annotation, cellular component: mitochondrion.